UUCCAAGCAGAUCCACUCGCCCCCCAGUAACCGUCUGCUGCCAUGGAUUGGAAGCGGCGGCGUACCUUACCUUCCUCGAGUGUGAAGACGGUGGCGAUCGUGGGAGGCACUCAUGGCAAUGAAACCAACGGAGUGCACCUGGCGAAGCACUUCAUGAGGAACCCUGCGCUGGUGAAGCGUCCGUCCUUCGAGACCGAGGUCCUCCUGUCCAACGUGGCAGCGAUUCAGCAAAACACCCGCUACGUGGAGGAGGACUUGAACAGAUGCUACUUGCUGGAAGACCUACAGAACGAUGCAAAGUCCACGUCGACUCUGGAGCGCAAGCGCGCUCGGGAGGUGGAUGCCCAGUUGGGCCCCAAAAGCAGCUCCGAGCCCAAGUGCGACUUCAUCAUUGACUUGCACAACACCACGGCCGCCACGGGCGUGGCGUUGCUGAUGGCACCGAACGAUGAGUUUGCCCAUGAGGUUGCCCACCACUUGAUGUCUUUGGAUGAGACCGUCAGGGUGGUGGAAUGGAACGAUCAGGCGGAUUGGCCCCUGUGCCCCUCGAUUGGCCGCAGUGGCCUCACCUUUGAGGUGGGCCCGUGCCCUUGGGGAUGUUUAGAACCAGAGCUCUUCCAGCAAUCUCGCAGGCUGGUGAUGGCCUUGCUUGAUUACGUCGAGAAGCACAACAGCUUGGUCGCCUCCGGGUCCCCCACACGCCAGGAGGUGUCCAUGAAGGUCUUCCGCUCCAUCGGUGUCUCCAUCGACUACCCGCGCGCCGGCGAGGACCCCGUGGGCCACGUGCAUCCGGCCCUGCAAGGCCAGGACUUCCGGGAGCUCCAAGAGGGUUCCCUGGCCGAUCCAAGGAGUUCCCCCAAUUUCCCACCCAACGAGCGAGCGGUGGACGAGACGAACGUCAGAGGAACGUGUUGGGACGACCAGAGAGUGACCCGAUCUUCAUGACCUUUGAUGGGGAGGAGAUGACGUUUGACCGGAAAGCUCACAAGGUGCCUGAGAAGUACGAGAGAGUCUACGCCUUGUUCGUGAACGAAGCGGCUUACUAUGAGAAGAAGGUUGCCCUGAUGCUAAUGAGCUGCGGAGAGGCGACUUUCUCCAAGCUAGCGAGCUGAGAGCACGGUGGCCGCGCGGCCACCUGUGUGUGCGGAACGGGCAAUUUUCGGUGACAGCACAACGGGCAAUUUUCGCGAAA
Messenger RNA from Durusdinium trenchii, 1192 nucleotides. Lineage: Eukaryota; Dinophyceae; Suessiales; Symbiodiniaceae. The record is from the annotation of a GenBank genome assembly.